UUCCACCAACGCGACAACAACCGCUCCUCCCUCUUCUCAGGCUACGACCAACGCUCACGUCCAACCUCCACAUCGCCAAACCCAUACGCGGCAAGCAACGGCUACAGCAUUCCUUCAUCCUCUGCAAACAACACAUUCGCCGCAUAUCCCGGCAGCAGCAGCAACACAGAAAGAGGCAACUCUGGAGCCAAUUUCCGCACAGCGACUCCGGAUAAACGAGGUGCUUUCAGCGAUGCCGUGCUCUCCGAGUUGGAAUCGCAGAAUGAUGAGCAGGUGUCUGAGAUGAGCAAGAAGGUUGGCAUGCUGAAAGAUGUGAGUGNNCUUACCUUGCGCAUCGGCGACGAAAUCCGCGACUCGACUGCCCUGGCGGAAAAGAUGAAUGACCAGUUCUCGAAUACGAGUAACAAGCUCAAGGGAACAAUGAACCGUAUGCUGCGUAUGGCGCAGAGCACCGGUGUGGGCUGGAAGGUGUGGCUCGGCUUCUUUGCCUUUGUCAUUGUCUUGUUCUGGUACGUCUGGCUGUUC
Messenger RNA from Aureobasidium musti, 525 nucleotides. Lineage: Eukaryota; Fungi; Ascomycota; Dothideomycetes; Dothideales; Saccotheciaceae. The record is from the annotation of a GenBank genome assembly.